GAAGAGGCUGAGAAAAAAGCAGCAUCAACUGAGGUGAAGAUGGACAAAAUUCAGAAGCACAGCAGUACAACAAAAUGUACCUCACAACACCUACAAACAAUCCAGAAGCAAUCAGAAAUGGUAAAAAACAACCAAGUCCAAGUGAUGGUGUUAAUGGAUUAAGCUGUAUUGAUCAUGUGUUUUGUUUGUGACAAUAAAGGAUGAGUGUUUGAAAAUGAUGAUAUAAAAUCGGGUUGUGGAUUUAGGAUAGUUGUUCAAGAUUGUGAGAACUGAUUAGACAUUAGCUACAAGAGUGCUGGGUAUUAUAUUGGGGUAAGUAAGACCCAGUGGCUUGUUUUAGGAGGAUUCCCGCGAUUUUGUUGUGUGGAAAUAUUACAAAUCCUAUUCAUUUUUUCCAUAGAGAAAUGGGUUUUGUUUUAGCUUCAACGUACAGUAUAAUCCUUUCAAAACACACCUACCAUGAGCUCAGAGGUUAAUUGAUGGUAUGGGUAGACCGAUACAUUGGUUUUUAUGAUUAAUCUGUGCCGAUAGUUGCUUUUUGGAACCAUCGGGUAUUGUCAAAAAUAUAUGAUAGUUUUUUUGAUUUAUUAUUCCUCUGUGUUCCUCUGUGGCCAGCACUGGAGGGGUCUACAGUUAGAAUAGCUUGGUUCUUCAAUAAAACAGCGGUGUCUAAAGGUGAAAUAAAAACAAAAUCACUGACACCUCAUGAGGAUUUGCUAUAUCUUAAUCUUUACUCAUUGACGAUAUUUGUCCAUAUUUUCUGUCCUCACUUAUUUUGUUAUUUUGAUUAGAUAAUCAUGUAUGGCGAGGGCAUGCAAAAAUUUGGUAUGUAUGCAGGGCUCGACAUGAACGCUUCGCUUGUCCAGGACAAGUGGAUUUUUGAAGAGCCAAGUGAAAGAGAAUUUUACUUGCCCGAACGGACAACAGACUGAUUAUAACGUCAAUAACAAAAAAUAACCGGCUAUAUUUCUGACAGCCUAGGCCUUUGCCACUUAUUAGAAAGUCCAUAUUCUUAAUAUGCUGUUGAAAGUAAUCCAGAGCACGUAAUUUUAUAAUUCGCUAGUGAUCCAGUAACAGCUGCGCCCAGUUUGAUUGGCAGUCGGCGUAUGUGUGUGUGCUGAAAAUGCUCGCACUAAUUUGCACCUGAUCGGUCAAAUACAUUUCAAAAUUCUUGGUGAGGUAUUCAUGUAAACACAGAGAGUGAUGUCUAAAGUGAAUGUAAACAGUGGAGAAAAAAGUGGAUUUGUAUUAAAAUGUCGGACUUGUAAGUAUAAAUGUAAGCUAAUAGACCUGCUGCUGUCUAGUGAGUCAUUAUAAUAAUCAAACAACCAGAACAAGAAAACACUCACUGCUCUUGAUUGAGUAACUUAAGUAUCUUUAAAAAGUAUGAAUGUAUUAUAAUCAUACAGUAAAGAACAGUAGUAGUUUUAUGUUGCAUUUCAUUCUGAAUGUUUACUUGAAUAUUUGAUAGCCAACUGCUGUAAAAAAAACUUUUAAAGCUGUUAAAAAAGCACUGAAUUUUCUUAAUUUGUUCUAUUAUUUUAAUCUAUUUCUAUUCAUUGCUGUUUUUUAUUAUCGACUGUUUACUAGUCUUGAAUACUUAAGAACUUGAAACCAUUCUUCCAUAAUUAACAUAUUAGUUAGUGUUAUUAUUUGUUGUGGUUUUAAAGCUAGUAUUGAGAAUCGUCAAAUUUCACUACAGGCUCCUGAAAUUUUGGUAUUGUUAUAAUGUAUAACCUUUAAUGAUUAUGAUCUUGCUGCAAUAACAUGAUGAAAAAGUAGAUCUCAUUCCACAGAGGUGUGAGCAUCCCUGCUGUUAAUGGUGGUGAUGGAGGCUUUCCUUUAUUUGACUACCAAACGUGACAUAAAAUAAUUAUCAAAUGACAAUAGCCUCCUCCCUUACCCAGUGCAGUUUACAUAUCUGUCACAGAGAAUUGAGUUGAUUACAUAGGUACACUUUUAGGUUGGGUAUUGGUCAUAAUUUUAGAAAAAUAUACAACAUAAACUGUUGAGCAUGUAACGUAAAUGUCCUUUUUUCUUUCCGAACAAGUAUCUUUUUUACUCGGACAAGUGAAUGACCAAUUUACUUGUCCGGAGGACAAGCACAUGACAAUGCUUAAUGUUGAGCCUUGAUAAGGAGAUGUCCCCCGCCAGCACAUACAUCAUAUCCUCAACUUCAUAACUUGUGAAUUUUAAUAAACCAUUGCCUUUUCCUCAUGAAACCUCAUCUGGUGAAAUAAAUAUAUAAAAAAUCAUCUGGUGAAUAUAUGGGCUAUCAAAAGCUUAAUUUGAUUAAUACUUAAAUAUGGAGCAUUGUUAUGGAUCCAGUUAUCCGUCAGUUCAAAAUAAGAGUCCCCAGUGUGUUUUGGGCUUAUUCAUAGUUAAUCUCUGCGUUAUGCACUAAUUCUUUGUUUUUCUGGUUAUUAUUGGGAUUUUGGUUGCACAAUUAAAUGCUUUUGGGAUUUUAUUAACUUUGGAUUUUUUUAGCCCCAGUGUCUGAGCCUAUCUUUGCAAGGAGAGACUAAAAUGUUGUUUAUCAUUCUUUAAAUCGAUUUAAAAAAAUGAUUGGCUGAUUAAUUGGUUAUCGGCCAAUUCCACCACCUUAGUUAUCAUAUCGGUAAAAUACACUAUCGGUCGACCUCUAAUCGAUGGUAUAUGUUUCUAUAGAUGCCACAAGUCAUUGUGAUUUCAACUUCAUUUGUAUAAAAAAUAAUGCUGACUUCCUGGCGAAGGACUACACUACCCAUAAUCCUUAAGAGAAAUCCACCAAUCAGUGAAGUCACUGAUACAAUGGAAGCUUAAAUCACACCAAAACAGCUCAGCUGCGACUGCCCACUCCCAUGAAUCAUUGUGACCGAGAGCGUACACCCCUCAUCCACGAAGACAUCUGGGAUGGCAGUGCCUGAUUCAGUCCAUGAGACACGACAGCAGCAAAUGUGUGGCACUUCCCAGGAGAGUGACGACUCCCAUCACAGCAAAAAGAGGCAUGCUUCAGCGAUGGAUGAUUCAGAAGAGGAGGAACCUGAGCUGACAUCUAAAGAGCAGGAACAUAUGCUCAGAAGACUUCAGAGGAAGUUCCCCCAUCUGAACAAGAAUGAACUCAGGGAUGUCCUUCAUGAACAUUGCUGGCUCUUUGAGGAUGCCUUAGAAGCACUACGAAUGUUCUCUGACUCUGUGGUUGAAUCUGAGGACGAUGACUCGCAAAUUACUGCCCAAUGCACUAGACGGGUUGCAAACACUCGGCAACAAACUCAGGUUGUCCAGCGCCCCGACAUACCCCAACCAAGAUCAUGCAGGCCUCUUGAUAGGACCAAAACAUCUGAGAGGAGCAGAAUGCAGUCGGUAAUGAGCUCAGAAGAUGAGUGCAGUGACUCUGAUGCCUCUUCUGAGAAUGUAUUGCUGGACUCUGACUCGGACCAACCAGACGAGACUUUAUCUAAACUUAAAUCCGAGAUCCUCAGCUUUUUUCAGACCGCCUCUGUGGAUGAGCUCACACUCAUUGCAGGAUGCUCUUUGAAGAAAGCCCAGAAAAUCACUGAACUGAGACCAUAUAAAACAUGGGAAGCUCUGGAUGACGUUAUGCACAGAGGCAACGGUCUUUCCACUGAGCUGCUGGCAGGGUGUCGUGAUGUUCUGAAGGAAAGAGAAGUUGUAAAGGGUCUCAUGAGCAAGUGUGAGGAAAUAUCAGAAAAACUGGUCCAAGAUGUGACCCAAGUGUUUAACAAGGGUCCGGGUUCCAUGAGCCAGCCCCAGAUCCUCAGCAGCACAUUCCAGUUGAAACCGUACCAGCUGAUUGGACUGAACUGGCUGGCUUUACUGCAUCAGAAUAAACUGAGUGGAAUCCUGGCAGAUGAGAUGGGUUUGGGGAAGACCAUCCAAGCCAUCUCAUUCCUGGCCCACCUCUACCAGGAAGGGCACCAUGGACCUCACCUCAUCACCGUUCCUGCCUCUACACUUGAUAAUUGGGUCCGGGAACUGAAACUUUGGUGCCCCAGUUUUAAAGUAUUGGUGUAUUAUGGGUCUGCUGAGGACCGAAGGUAUAUGCGCUAUGAGAUUCUGAAUCAAAUAGUGGAUUACAACAUCAUAGUCUCAACUUACAACCUGGCUAUUGGAAAUAAUAGUGACCGCAGCCUGUUCUGCAAGCUCAAACUGGAGUAUGCAGUGUUCGAUGAAGGCCACUUACUGAAGAACAUGAACUCGCUCCGCUACCGACACCUCAUGGCCAUCAAUGCCAAAUAUCGUCUGCUGCUUACAGGAACACCGCUGCAAAACAACCUAUUAGAGCUCAUGUCCCUGCUGAACUUCAUCAUGCCCAACAUGUUCUCCAGCAGCACUUCACAGAUCUCCAAGAUGUUUUCCAUGAAGUCCUCUGAGGAGCAGAGCAGCUUUGAGAGGGACAGGAUAGCCCAUGCCAAACUCAUCAUGAAACCCUUCAUCCUCAGACGUGUGAAGAGCGAGGUCCUAAAGCAACUGCCUGCCAAAGAGGAGCAGAUAGAAUUUUGCGCCAUGUCCGAGAGGCAGCAGAAACUGUACAGUGCUCUCUUCAACAAACUCAAGAGGUCCAAUAAUGGAGAAAAACGCGAGCUGACAAAUGUGAUGAUGCAGCUGAGAAAGAUGUCCAACCAUCCACUUCUUCACAGGCAGUAUUAUACAGCUGAAAAACUUAAAGCCAUGAGCAAACUCAUGCUGAAGGAGCCGAGUCACUGUGAUGCAAAUCCAGCUCUCAUCAAAGAGGACAUGCAGGUGCUGUCUGACUUUGAAUUACACUGUCUCUGUCAGCAGUAUUGUGCACUGCAGGAAUACCAGCUCGACACAGACACACUGCUAGACUCAGGGAAGCUCAGUCUCCUCUCACAGCUGCUCAGCUCCCUAAAGGAGAAGGGUGAUCGAGUAGUGCUCUUUAGCCAGUUCACAAUGAUGCUUGACAUUUUGGAGGUGUUCCUGAGACACCAUAAGCACAGAUACAUCCGACUGGAUGGUUCAACCCCCAUGAGUGACAGAAUUGGGCUGAUUGACCAGUUCAACACUGACACGGACAUCUUUGUGUUCCUGCUGUCCACCAGAGCUGGAGGGCUGGGCAUUAACCUGACCUCGGCCAAUGUGGUCAUCCUUCAUGAUAUUGACUGCAACCCUUACAAUGACAAACAGGCCGAGGACCGCUGCCACCGGGUGGGACAAACCAGGACAGUGAAGGUGAUCAAGUUGAUAAGUAAGGACUCUAUAGAGGACGCCAUGCUCCGCAUUGGAGAAAGAAAACUUAAACUAGAGCAGGACAUGACUGCUACUCAGGAGGGCGAUGAGGACACAUUUCCUGAUGACAUGACCUCACUGCUCAAAGCUUCUCUUGGACUCUGAGAACUAGAUCAGACUUGAAGCAUACUGUGAUAUUGUGACACUUGACUGUAUUUGAAAAUAGUACUGUAGCACAUUGAAGUGGAAUUUCCCUAUACUACCUGCAAAAAAAAAAAAAAAAAAAAAGGUGAGGUUAAGAGGAGCAAAUAUGUUUACAUUUCUACUGUACUUGGCUGAAAUGCUGUAAUAUGCUGUGUUGUAUGUUCAUUUUAGUAUAUUUGUAUGUAUGGAGGUUUUAAAUUAGCAUUUGUUUGAUUUAAGUGAAAACAAUUGUUGUAAGUUAUGUUGGAUUUCUUGUUUCCAGAGUUACCGGUAAGCUCAUUCUUGUCAUAUGUUUGUGAAUUUUAUUUGUCUGCCGAAAGGUUAAAAAAAUUAAAAUAAAAGACUUUACGUUAUGAAAAAAAUGAAUAGCUUUCACAACUUUCCUUUCAGAAGAAGAAAUCAAAUUUAUGUAAAAUAUUUAAAGGAUUCAUGUAAUGAGGUUUAUUUCCCCCUAGCACUUUGUAACAUUGUACACUUUAUCUUUAAACUAAUUGUUAAACCUUAUUUGAACCAUGUGUACUGCAAUUAUAUUGUAAUGUAACUACUAUCCUACUAAUAUAUUUGCCUUUGAGCAGCAGUCUUUGCCUAGCCUUUAAGCAGCUUGAAAAAUUCCUGAAAAUUAUGUGAAUCCUUUAGACAAUUAGACAAAUUAGCUUCUAAUAGGAGGUGUACUGAAUUGUAGGUGUACCU
Molecule: messenger RNA, 6084 nt
Organism: Myxocyprinus asiaticus (Chinese sucker)
Lineage: Eukaryota; Metazoa; Chordata; Actinopteri; Cypriniformes; Catostomidae
Gene: smarcad1b
Product: SWI/SNF-related, matrix-associated actin-dependent regulator of chromatin, subfamily a, containing DEAD/H box 1 b
Exons: 21
Coding region: 2893-5355 (820 amino acids)
Cellular component (GO): nucleus
Molecular function (GO): chromatin binding; ATP-dependent chromatin remodeler activity; ubiquitin binding
Source: RefSeq, a predicted model, not a curated record